Messenger RNA from Dermatophagoides farinae (American house dust mite), 2085 nucleotides. RefSeq names its product signal recognition particle receptor alpha (gene SrpRalpha). Gene Ontology annotation, biological process: SRP-dependent cotranslational protein targeting to membrane; intracellular protein transport. The record is from RefSeq and is a predicted model, not a curated record. Gene Ontology annotation, molecular function: ATP hydrolysis activity; signal recognition particle binding; GTP binding. NCBI's taxonomy places the organism in Eukaryota, Metazoa, Arthropoda, Arachnida, Sarcoptiformes, Pyroglyphidae. Gene Ontology annotation, cellular component: signal recognition particle receptor complex; endoplasmic reticulum membrane.
UUUUACUAAAUUCAAUUUGAAAUUUAUUAUUUUUUCCAUGGUUUUUCGUUCGUUCAUUCUUAAUCAUCAACGAUCAUGUUGGAUCUUUUUGCCAUAUUCAGCAAAGGCGGUAUCGUCUUAUUUGCUGCCGUAAAUUCAUCGGUUCAAGAUUUUAAUUCAUACUUGAAUCGUAUCAUACGUAAUGUGAUUCUAGAGGAUCGUGUGGAUAAAUUUCAAAUCGAUACACUUUUAUUACAAUUCUAUCUUGAUAAUGAAUUCGAAUUGGUGUUUGUCGUUGGCUAUCAAAAGAUGCUUUCAUUGUCUUAUAUUGACAAAUUUUUGAAUGAUAUUCAACUUGCAUUUCGCGAUAAGUAUAAAAAUUUUGAUUCAAAAAAUUUACAUUGGCUUUAUACAAAUCAGCGGCAGAUUUCGAAUAAAAAACAGAAUGAAAGUGGAAAAGGAAAAAUUUAUCUGGACCAAAGUAUUCAAUCUGUCGAUACAAAUUUAAUCGAUUUUAUCAAUGAAUUUCAAAACAUUUAUUCUUCUUGUAAUCGUUAUCAUCAACAAGCUGGAUCACGUCCGCAUGCGGCUGAAAUGCGAACAUUUGAACAGAGCCAAAAAUCAAAGAAAACUGUUGCUUCAAUGAUCAUUCAAUCAAAAAAUCAUCCAAACAAAUCUGAAACAAAUAAAAAUCAAUCGAAUCACACUAACGGUGAUAUUGAAGCAAAAACAUUGGAUAAAGAUGAAAUAUUGAAAAAAUUGGCUGCCAAAUCGGCCAAAAUUGGAUCACCUAAAUCAAAAAAACCAUCUAAACCGGAGCCUAAAAAGAAAGUAAAAAAACCGACUGUAUGGGAGUUUGGUGGCAAAAAUGAUUCCAAUCUGGAUUUCAGUAAAAAAGAUGCAGAUGAUCGUCCAGAAUCAUCGGUCAUACGUAAUAUGGCAAAUUCGGAUAUGAUUGGCAAAGAUCUUGAUAUGCAACCAGAUUUGGAUUUUAACGUUAGCGAUGAUGAUGAUGACGAUAAUGAUUAUGAUGAAAAUGUUGCCGUGGAUAAACCAAUGCCUACACAAUCCGGGUUUUUUGGCUCCAUUAUGAAUACAUUUUCGUAUAACAAAACAUUGAGUAAAGCGGAUUUAGAUCCAAUCCUGGCUAAUCUACGUGAUCAUUUGAUAGCAAAAAAUGUUGCUGCUGAAAUCGCUACAAAACUUUGUGAUAGCGUAUCUAAUAAAUUAAUCGGUCAAAAUGUUAAUACUUGGAUUGGCUUGAAAUCAUUCGUCAAGAAUGCCCUUGAAGAAUCUAUUCUACGAAUCUUGUCGCCAAAUCGUAAUUUGAAUAUUUUACGUGAAGUACAAAUGAAAAAUGAUUCCGCUAAUCCAUAUGUGAUUGUUUUUUGUGGCGUCAACGGUGUUGGUAAAUCUACUAAUUUGGCUAAAAUAGCAAAUUGGCUAUUGCUCAAUGAUAAAAGAGUACUGGUGAUUGCUUGCGAUACUUUUCGUGCCGGAGCCAUUGAACAACUUCGAACACAUAUUCAUGCUUUGAAAAAUAUUCAUGAAAACUCAAAUGGUGGUGGUUCAUCAUCGAAAAUUGAUCUUUAUGAGAAAGGAUAUGGAAAAGAUGCUACAGGUAUUGCUAUGGAAGGUAUACGUUAUGCUAGUAACAAUGGCUAUGAUGUUUGUUUGGUUGACACGGCUGGCCGAAUGCAAGGAAAUGAACCAUUGAUGAAACAGUUGGCUAAAUUGAUCAAAGUGAAUGAACCUGAUUUGACAUUAUUCGUUGGUGAAGCUCUUGUUGGUAAUGAAGCUGUUGAUCAAUUGGUCAAUUUUAAUCGAGCUUUAUUGGACAAUGGAUGCCGUAGUGCUGCAAAUGAUAGCGUAUCAGCUAUCAACGGUAUUGUUUUGACAAAAUUCGAUACAAUUGAUGAUCAAGUUGGUGCUGCUAUUUCAAUGACUUAUAUAACUGGCCAGCCAAUUGUGUUUGUCGGUGUUGGACAAACAUAUCGAGAUUUAAAACAGCUAAAUGCUCGUGCUGUUGUACGAGCAUUGAUGAAAUAAACUCAAAAAUACACACACACACACACAUAAAUAAAAUCCUAAUGGCUUGAAUUUAAA